GGCAAGAUUAUAGAUAACAGAUUUCAUUGCAGGUGUACUUUACCUGCUCGUAUUACAAAUCCAGCAGCAGUCCACUGGAUUGCUUCCGUCAGCUUUUCCCAGAAUGAAGUUGUUAAAUGUACAUCAGAUUGCCGUUUUCAGUAUUUCAUAACGAGAUGAAGCAGAAGUCAGUGGACACGAAAUACACUAGAUGUAAUGUCCGGUGAUGUGCAUAUUCCAGUCUAAGCGCAUCUGUGAUUGAAUAUUUUGCAGUGAGCUUACACAGCCACCUACGUCUUAAAAAAGUUAACGCGUUUUAUUAGAGUUUGUAGAUUUUCAGCCUUGAGCAAAUCGUGCUUUUUGUGUGUGGCAACCUUGGCUGACCUAUGCCGGGGCACCACCAUGUAAAUACACCAGGCCAAGACCAGUAUUUAUUAAGUUUUCGCAUAGGUGCAAUCAAGCGGUGCAAUUUAAAGAUUCGUGUGAGCGACCUUUGCAUGGCCAGUAAUGCAGAUGGGAUUUAAUAAUAUAAUCUUCAGGUCAACUGUUCCAGGUCGAUGGUACCGUCAUACGGUUGAUACGGGGCGGCUUUCAGGGGAUUACGAGGCGCUGUCGGGUCCGCAUUCACCAAGUAAAUGGCCGGCAGUCUUUGCAGGAAUAACAUCGGCUAUGGUUUUGUUGCGGUAUGUGUCAGCAUCGCCAGCAGCACCUAAUAGCCAGCACUUUUCUAAAUAUCGUGUUAGAGUGGGUUAUUCGCUAUUCUCACGAUAUGGCGAAAACUGGUAGAUCAUUGAAUAAAGGUAAUGAGUUUCAUUCUUUCUGCACUGCUACAAAAGUGAAACUGUCUUACCAUUGCGAGAAAUGCACGUUUAGAUGAUCUUGUUGCCGUUGCAAGAAUUUCGCCUAUUUUGUCAUGAUGUCUUACGAAUACGCACAAUUUAAUUAAAAUUGAUGUCCAGACUAGACUCUAUGUUUUUUUAUUAUUAUUAUUUUAAAAUGGCUUUUUGGAUUAUGGUCACUUAAAUUAGUUUGCUAAAAGCCAGUUUAAAAUGGGGGUGCAUGUAAAAUAUCCCACAGAUAAAUUCCUUAUUCCAACACAGAUUUCUGGGCACCUAAUUUACACUGAGGUGUCCAUGUAACAUCCGACGAUUGUGAAAUAGAGCGUCAUAGUUUAAGGGAAACCUAAAUAUUCUUUAGCUCCCUGCUCUCCUGCCCCUGACCCCAUUCUACAGGACCGGAGGGCCACUGGGGAGAGCUUGGUUUCCGGGUGGCGGUGACCCAUACGAGGCUGUGGGCGUGAGUCAGGCGGCGCUGUGCCAUGCUGCCGCAGCCCUGCGCAUUCCGCAGCUUUCUUGGGAUUUGGACCGGGACAGAGCGGAUAGCUAUCAGUGCCAAGGGUCCGGUGCCGCCCCGCCCUCGCCGUCUAGUGUGCGCGACUCAGCUUUUCUUGCUCCUCCUGGCUGCGCUCUAUCUCCCUGAGUGCUCCCCAGCUGCUGUUUUCAGGGUGGGUGUUCUGGGUCCCUGGUUGUGUGACCCCAUGUAUGCCAAAGCACAGCCUGGCUUGGCGGCCCGGUUAGCCGCGGAGAGGAUUCGUGCCGACGCCUCCCUGUCCCUGUCUGUCACCUUGGAGCCUGUCGUCCUGCAGGAGGACUGCCAGACGGCACGGGCCCUGAACAGCUUUCUGGCUUACGGCUCCUGGGUGGCCGCCUUCGUGGGCCCCUUGAACCCUGGCUACUGCGAGGCAGCAUCUCUGCUGGGCCACAGCUGGAACAAGGCCAUGUUCUCCUGGGCCUGCGUUGGACCUAAGCCAAACCCCCAGGGCCGCCACUCCACCCUCGUCCGGACGUUGCCCUCGGCGGCUGCCGUGCUGCUGAACUUCCUGCGGCACUUUCGUUGGGCGCAUGUAGCCGUCCUGUCGUCGGUGGAGGAAGGCUGGGUGGAGACGGCCAUCCAGCUGGCCGGGGCCAUACGUGGCCACGGGCUCCCAGUGCGGCUGGUCUCCUCUGUGGGCAAUGACUCCACCAGCAUGCGCCGUGCCCUGACUGAGGUCAGGAGAGCAGAGGGUCUGCGUGUGGUGUUGCUCUGUAUGCACUCUGCGUUGAUUGGCGGAGCUACGCAGAAGCUGCUGCUAGAGAUGGCCCAUGACAUGCAGAUGACAAGUGGGCCGCUGGUGUUCAUGCCCUACGACACGCUGCUGUACGGCCUGCCCUACCGCGACAUGCGCUACCGUGUCCUGCGUGACAGCAGGAAGCUCCUACGGGCAUAUGAUGCUGUGCUUACCAUCACCGUGGAGACCAGAGACGUCUCCUUCUACCAGGCCUAUCAGGAGGCUGUGGAUCGUGGCGAGCUCCCUGUCUUGGUGGCAGGCCAUCAGGUAUCUCCUCUAUUUGGCACCAUCUACGACUCCAUCAUGCUCAUGGCCCACUCCUUGCACAGUCUUCAGCGCUCAGGGGAGUGGCCUUCAGGGGGCAUCCUGGCGCGCCACACCCACAACCUGACCUUCCUUGGCUUCAGCCAUCCCAUCCGCAUAAGUGACUCUGGCGCCGCCCUGCUGGACUAUGUGGUACUGGACACAGAUGGGCACUCCUGGGAACUCUAUCCCACGCAUCGCUUGGACAUGGAGGCCAACUUGGUUAGGUUCCUGGGUCGAGCAAUCCACUUCCCUCAUGGAGUCUCCCCUGAGACUGAUUCCAGUUGCUGGUUUACAGUCGGUGUUAUCUGUUCUGGAGGUGUGGAGCCUUUUUUGGGCAUCGUAUUGUCUGCGACAGUCCUCCUGAUGGUUUUCUGCUUACUGGGACUUAAGUACAGCAUAAGGCGACACGUCGGCCAGUUCAAAAGGCUCAGGGGUCCCGACAAGAUUUCACUGCGGCUGGAAGACCUCAUGUUCAUCAGCCCGUUGCUAAGCAACAGAAAGAGCCGGGGCAACAGCAGGGCUAGUGAAAUUCAGACGAGCGUGUCUGAAGCAGAACGGAGUCUGAGGUCCCCAUAUUCUACAGCCAGCCAUUCCCCGGCCACCCUGGACAACUCCAAUAUUGCCAUCUAUGAGGGGGACUGGAUGUGGUUAAAAAGGCUGCCUAAUGGAAAUUUCGGUGACAUCAACCCAGCAACAAGUGAUGUCUUUGAGCUGAUGAGGGACAUCCGGCAUGAGAACAUCAACCCAUUCAUAGGAUUCUUCCAUGACUGUGGCAUCUUCGCCAUUGUGACCGAGUUCUGUUCCCGGGGAAGCUUGGAGGACCUUCUGUAUGCGGAUGAAAUUAACCUGGACUGGAUGUUCAUCUCAUCACUCAUGCUAGAUCUCAUCAAGGGCAUGAGGUACCUGCAUCACUGGGAAAUGUGUCAUGGCCGGCUCAAGUCGCGCAACUGCGUGGUAGAUGGACGCUUCGUGCUCAAGGUGACCGACUAUGGCUGCCGUCAGGUGCUGGAGUCACAGAAGUUUCCCUACAUAGAGCCACCCGCAGAAGAGCUGCUGUGGACGGCCCCAGAGAUCCUACGGGGCCCGACCCCGGGCCUGACUGGCUCCAAGCAGGGCGACGUCUACAGCUUCUCCAUCAUCCUGCAGGAGGUGGUGAUGCGUGGGCCCCCGUUCUGCAUGCUGGAUCAGUCUGCUCAAGACAUCAUCCAGCAGCUCCGUAGGCCGCCACCCCUGUGCCGGCCCAUGGUCCUGUCAGACUCCACCCCCGCCGAGUGCAUUAAGCUCAUGGAGCAGUGUUGGGAUGAGCAGCCCGAUCGGAGACCCACCUUUGACCAGAUCUUCAAGCAGUUCAAAAACAUCAACAAAGGGAAGAAGAUCAACAUCGUCGACUCCAUGCUACGCAUGCUGGAGCGGUACUCCAGCAACCUGGAGGAGCUGAUCCGGGAACGGACGGAGGAGCUGGAGGUGGAGAAGCACAGGACGGAGAAGCUGCUCACUCAGAUGCUUCCACCGUCCGUGGCAAAGGCCCUGAAGCUGGGCUGUACGGUGGAGCCAGAGUGCUUCGAUAACGUGACGUUGUACUUCAGUGACAUUGUGGGCUUCACCGCCAUCUCUGCCAGCUGUGAGCCCAUAGAUGUGGUGAAUUUACUCCAUGAUCUAUACACUCUGUUCGACGCUGUCAUCGAGAACCACGACGUCUACAAGGUGGAGACCAUCGGUGACGCCUAUAUGGUGGCAUCAGGGCUGCCCGUUCGUAACGGCAGCCGGCAUGCGGCUGAGAUCGCCAACAUGGCCCUGGACAUCCUGAACGCAAUGGGCACCUUCAAGAUGAGGCACAUGCCAGACAUGCCGGUGUACAGCCGCAUCGGACUGCAUUCGGGGCCCUGUGUGGCAAGUGUUGUUGGACUAACAAUGCCCCGGUAUUGCCUCUUUGGAAACACAGUCAACAUUGCAUCCCUCAUGGAGGCCACAGGCAUGCCGCACCGCAUCCACAUCAGCCACAGCACAGUACAGCUCCUGCAGGAGCUGAAUACUGGGUACCGGGUACAGCUGCGGGAGAUGCCUGAAGUCCUGAAGGACACAGGAUUGAAGAACACCUACUGGCUGAUCGGCAGGGAUGGCUUCACUAAGCCGCUGCCCCUCCCACCCGAGGCCCGACCAAAGGACUUCAGAUUGCUCCUCAAGAGGACGGUGAAGAGACUCUCUCACGUGAGGCACGUCACUCAAAUAACCACAGCGGAUGAGGGCAACGUGAUGAUACACCACCACUGAGGCCGAAGAGCGGGAUCGAGCCGUACUGUGAUGGCUGGGGAUGAACAAGCCCGGGAUGGGCCUGUUGGAUAGCGCAGUCCCUUCGUGUGACAUAGUAUGGACAGAGAAAACAACUGACCACUGCACGCCUGCUUUUGGGUUGGCUCGUGGGCGGAAUUUUUUGGAAUACUCAAGGCAGCUCGCCAGCAGAGACUAGAAAUGAAGGGAGAAGCAGGAUACCAGCUGAGAUUAGAUGCUCCUGUUCAUUAUGAAUCACCUUGCAGGAUGAUGUGGUAAUUUAGAGGAAGGUGGAGUGCAUUACUCAGACAUGGGGGGCGGUCGGCCUAACUUUCAGAAAACAAAGCCGGCCGUGUCUGAUCCUGCAGCAGAGCACAUCCUGCAUCCUGUAGGGAGUGUCCCACUAGAGUGCUGACCUCAAACACCUCAGGCUCACCUGGGACUUUUGGUUUUGGACCCCAAACACAAGAUAAACACAAGACCUGUAGGCACAGCAACACGUGUCUGGGUGAAUUCUGUACUGCUGUUAUCUUUAUUCAUUUUAUGAACAUAAGUGGGGGUGUGUGUGUAUUACAUUCAUAUAUUUAAUGUACUGUACAUAUAUUCUGUUAAAUAGAAUAUAGCCUGUAUUUGUCAGGCAUUAACACAACUCAUGGAGAAAAUAAGUUCUGCUUUGGAUCACACUGAUGUGAAAGUCUCUUAUUUUUAGUUUUUUUUUCCAUUUAAUAUAUGUACUGUAUAUUUUUGACAUUUCAGUAAAUGUUGUGGUUCUGACUACCUGAUGGCUGUGCUGGUGAAGUCCC
Molecule: messenger RNA, 5463 nt
Organism: Brienomyrus brachyistius
Lineage: Eukaryota; Metazoa; Chordata; Actinopteri; Osteoglossiformes; Mormyridae
Product: retinal guanylyl cyclase 2-like
Exons: 18
Coding region: 1298-4663 (1121 amino acids)
Biological process (GO): protein phosphorylation; receptor guanylyl cyclase signaling pathway; intracellular signal transduction
Molecular function (GO): ATP binding; protein kinase activity; guanylate cyclase activity
Source: RefSeq, a predicted model, not a curated record